AUGCUGUAACUCACGUCCAGUGUAUAAGAGCCGAUGGGACAUGCAUUCCCGCAUCAGCACCGUAAGAUUUCUUUCCCCUGUCCAUGGAGUGAUACUAAUCAUCCACUAGUAACAUAUCGACGAGCUGGAUCGACAUGCACGAAGGAAUAGUCGAGGUCCUCGAAGCCCAAACCAAAGCAAUGCGAGACAACCCCAACGGAAACUACUACCCCGAAGUUCAAAGUAUGCCGUACACGGCACCUAACAUGGAAAUCGACAUCGAUGUCACCUCAGCCCAUGCACGCACCGUCGUCUGGUUUGCCGUCGCCAUGCUUCACGAGCUCGCUCACGCCUUCAGCUUCGCCUACUUCGCCUUCAACUGGGGACAGCCCGGCGAGCCAUGGCUCAGAGGCGGUCGCUGUAACGAGCAAGGCCAUAUCUUCGAGCACUACCUCUUCGACGGCGUCCUCCAAGGCUACCAAGUCCACUACCCACCCAUCUCUGACACCUUUGCCCGCGAGCAAUGGAUCGCGUCUCCUUUGGGCAUGUACAUUGACGAGCGCUGGGAACAAUGGGCACUAGACGACCACAGCCCCUUUGAAGUACGCGAUGAUGUCGAAACAAACCUUUGAGGGGACCCAGAAGAUCUUAUCCAGUUGCUCAAGAGUGGUUUCAACGCUUGCUUGCUGAUGAACUUUGGCAUGA
Aureobasidium subglaciale EXF-2481 is the source of this 684-nucleotide messenger RNA. RefSeq lists its product as uncharacterized. Lineage: Eukaryota; Fungi; Ascomycota; Dothideomycetes; Dothideales; Saccotheciaceae. The coding region runs from base 135 to 611 and encodes 158 amino acids. The record is from RefSeq and is a predicted model, not a curated record. The transcript has a single exon.